This is a messenger RNA of Colletes gigas, 1383 nucleotides long. RefSeq names its product mitochondrial import inner membrane translocase subunit TIM50-C-like. Gene Ontology annotation, molecular function: phosphoprotein phosphatase activity. The record is from RefSeq and is a predicted model, not a curated record. The transcript has 8 exons. The coding region runs from base 205 to 1368 and encodes 387 amino acids. NCBI's taxonomy places the organism in Eukaryota, Metazoa, Arthropoda, Insecta, Hymenoptera, Colletidae.
CUCGUAUACUUCGUCUGGAUAGGACUAUACAAUUUUAGUCACGCACAGCACAUAUUCGUGUCGCUCAGUGAUCGUUGAAAAAUUAGAUCCCUAAAUCAUCGGUUGAGUGUGGGAUCUAAGAAAACAUGAGAACAAUCUUUUUGCGUGUUGCGUGUAUAUAUAUCUGUGUACAUCUGCCAGAAAGCUCAUGACCUGUUUAAAGAAAUGGCAUUUGCGACAAGGAGUUUGCGGCAUUUAUAUAAAAUAUAUAAUGGAAGUACAGGCACAAUAUAUUCCACACCUCGCCUACCGAUUACUCGAAAAUCCAUUGUCCAAACAGUGCAUCUCUAUUAUUACAACACUGAGCCAAAUCGACCAAAAAUAACAGGUAGUUUAACAAAUAUACAAUCGACCGUUGGAACUGUUCAGUCCCUAGCACAGGAUGGGUUGGACAACAAAAAGAUUGGCGAAGAAGAACAGGAAGAAACAGAAAAAGAACAGAGACGCGAACAAUCAAAGAGAAUGCUUUCGUAUAGUUUCACAUUUUUUGGUGUAUUUAUAACUGUUGGCCUAUCUUACAUAGUAUACGAUCUGACAAAAACAAGAUACGACGAUGAAGGCAAUACUAUCGAAGACGAAUACUCAAAUUUACCAAUGUACGAAAGAGCGUAUAAAAGGCUUAUGAGAGAAUUUAAUUACUAUUCCAAGAUGGUUCAAGAACCUAGCAGAGAUAAGUUACUUCCAGAUCCACUUAAAUAUCCUUACAUGCAGCCCCCCUAUACCCUGGUACUGGAAUUAACGGAUUUGCUUGUCCAUCCCGACUGGACGUAUGAAACUGGCUGGAGGUUUAAAAAGCGACCUGGAGUAGAUCAAUUUUUACGAGCCGUAGCUCCCCCGCAAUUUGAAAUUGUUGUGUAUACAGCGGAACAAGGACUGACUGUAUUCCCUAUCUUGGAUAUAUUGGAUCCUAAUGGAUAUAUCAUGUACAGACUAGUGAGAGAUACAACACGUUUUGUAGAUGGCCAUCAUGUUAAAGAUUUAGAUGCCCUUAACCGUGAUCUCAGUAAAGUUAUAGUAGUCGAUUGGAAUGAAAAGAGUACAAAAUUCCAUCCUGAAAAUACUUUAAGAUUACCGCAAUGGACAGGUAACGACGAUGACACGACAUUGUAUGAUUUAGCUGCAUUCCUCAAAACUAUAUUAGCAACAAAUGUAGAUGAUGUGCGAGAUGUCCUCAAUUAUUACAGACAAUUCGAUAAUCCGUUACAAGUUUUCAGAGAGAACCAACGAAAAUUAAUGUUGCAGAUCGAAGAAGAAGAGAGUAAAGCACAACAGGAAAAUAGUAAAGUACUUACGUCAAAGUGGAAACCAUCUUUCCUUCGAAGUCGCUAAAUAAUAGAAUAUGCA